Molecule: messenger RNA, 5729 nt
Organism: Odobenus rosmarus divergens (Pacific walrus)
Lineage: Eukaryota; Metazoa; Chordata; Mammalia; Carnivora; Odobenidae
Gene: ATRN
Product: attractin
Exons: 29
Coding region: 85-4347 (1420 amino acids)
Cellular component (GO): Golgi apparatus
Molecular function (GO): protein binding
Source: RefSeq, a predicted model, not a curated record
CCGCCCCGCACGGCCAGGCAAAGCAGAGCCGGCCGUGCGGUGUGUGUGUAUGUGUUCGCGGGGCGCCGUCUCAGCCCCGGGAAGAUGGUGGUGGCGGCGGCGGCGGCCACUCAGGCGAGGCUGAGGAGGAGGACGGCGGCGACGACAACGCCUGCCGACAGGAACGGCGGACAGCGCCGGGACUGGGACGCGACCGGGGCUGGGAGGCCGGGGCUGGGGGCCGGGCUGCGCCUCCCGCGGCGGCGGCUGCUACCGCUGCUGCUGCUGCUUGCGCCGCCGCUGCUGCUGCCCUGGGCGGCCGAGGCCGCGGCGGCGGCGGCGGCGGUGUCGGGCUCAGCCGCAGCCGAGGCCAAGGAAUGUGACCGACCCUGUGUCAACGGCGGCCGCUGCAACCCUGGCACCGGCCAGUGCGUCUGCCCCGCUGGCUGGGUGGGCGAGCAAUGCCAGCACUGCGGGGGCCGCUUCAGACUAACUGGAUCUUCUGGGUUUGUAACAGAUGGACCUGGAAAUUAUAAAUAUAAAACGAAGUGCACAUGGCUCAUUGAAGGACAGCCAAAUAGAAUAAUGAGACUUCGUUUCACUCAUUUUGCUACGGAGUGUAGUUGGGACCAUUUAUAUGUUUAUGAUGGAGACUCAAUUUAUGCCCCACUAGUUGCUGCCUUUAGCGGUCUCAUCGUUCCCGAGAGAGAUGGCAAUGAGACUGUCCCUGAGGUUGUUGCCACAUCAGGUUAUGCCCUGCUGCAUUUUUUUAGUGAUGCUGCUUAUAAUUUGACUGGAUUUAAUAUCACUUACAAUUUUGACAUGUGUCCGAACAACUGCUCAGGCCGAGGAGAAUGUAAGAGCAAUAAUAGCAGCAACACUGUCCAGUGUGAGUGUUUGGAAAACUGGAAAGGGGAAGCAUGCGACAUUCCUCACUGUGUCCAUGACUGUGGUUUUCCUGAUCGAGGUAUUUGCAAUUCGAGUGAUGUCAGAGGAUGCUCCUGCUUCCCCGAGUGGCAGGGUCCCGGAUGUUCAAUUCCUGUACCAGCUAACCAGUCAUUUUGGACUCGAGAGGAAUCUUCAAACCUAAAGCUCCCCAGAGCCUCUCACAAAGCUGUGGUCAAUGGAAAUAUAAUGUGGGUUGUUGGAGGAUAUAUGUUCAACCACUCAGAUUACAACAUGGUUCUAGCGUAUGACCUUGCUUCUAGGGAGUGGCUUACCCUAAACCGUUCCGUGAACAGUGUGGUUGUCAGAUACGGCCAUUCUUUAGCAUUAAACAAGGAUAAAAUUUACAUGUAUGGAGGAAAAAUUGAUUCAACAGGGAAUGUGACCAAUGAAUUGAGAGUGUUCCAUAUUCAUAAUGAGUCAUGGAUAUUGUUGACCCCUAAAGCCAAGGAGCAGUAUGCAGUGGUCGGGCACUCGGCGCACAUUGUCACAUUGAAAACUGGCCGAGUGGUCAUGCUGGUCAUCUUUGGUCAUUGCCCUCUCUAUGGAUAUAUAAGCAAUGUACAGGAAUAUGACUUGGCUAAGAACACAUGGAGUAUAUUACAAACCAGUGGUGCCCUUGUCCAAGGGGGCUAUGGUCAUAGCAGUGUCUAUGACCACAGGACGAAGGCCCUGUAUGUUCAUGGGGGCUACAAGGCUUUCAGCGCCAAUAAAUACCGGCUCGCAGAUGAUCUCUACAGAUACGAUGUGGACACCCAGAUGUGGACCAUUCUUAAGGACAGCCGAUUUUUCCGUUACUUACACACAGCUGUGAUAGUGAGUGGAACCAUGCUGGUGUUUGGAGGAAACACACACAAUGACACAUCCAUGAGCCAUGGUGCCAAAUGCUUCUCUUCGGAUUUUAUGGCUUAUGACAUUGCUUGUGACCGCUGGUCAGUGCUUCCCAGACCUGAUCUCCACCAUGAUGUCAACAGAUUUGGCCAUUCAGCAGUCUUACACAACAGCACCAUGUAUGUAUUUGGUGGUUUCAAUAGUCUCCUUCUCAGUGACAUCCUCGUAUUCACCUCAGAACGGUGUGGAGCACACCAGAGCGAAGCUGCUUGCCUGGCAGCAGGACCUGGCAUCCGGUGUGUGUGGGAUACAGGGUCAUCUCAGUGUAUCUCCUGGGAGUUGGCAACUGAAGCACAAGAAGAAAAGUUAAAAUCAGAAUGUUUUUCCAAAAGAACUCUUGACCACGACAGAUGUGACCAGCACACGGAUUGUUACAGCUGCACAGCCAACACCAAUGACUGUCACUGGUGCAGUGACCAUUGUGUCCCCGUGAACCACAGCUGCACGGAAGCCCAGAUCUCCAUUUCCAGAUACGAGAAUUGUCCCAAGGAUAACCCCAUGUACUACUGUAACAAGAAGACCAGCUGCAGGAGCUGUGCCCUGGACCAGAACUGCCAGUGGGAGCCCCGCAAUCAGGAGUGCAUUGCCCUGCCCGAAAAUAUCUGUGGCAUUGGCUGGCAUUUGGUCGGAAACUCCUGUUUGAAAAUUACUACUGCCAAGGAGAAUUAUGACAAUGCUAAAUUGUCCUGUAGGAACCACAAUGCCUUUUUGGCUUCUCUUACAACCCAGAAGAAGGUAGAAUUUGUCCUUAAGCAGCUGCGAAUAAUGCAGUCAUCACAGAGCAUGUCCAAGCUCACCUUAACCCCAUGGGUUGGCCUUAGGAAGAUCAAUGUGUCCUACUGGUGCUGGGAAGAUAUGUCCCCAUUCACAAAUACUUUGCUCCAGUGGAUGCCGUCUGAGCCCAGUGAUGCUGGAUUCUGUGGAAUCUUGUCAGAACCCAGUACUCGGGGUUUGAAGGCUGCAACCUGCAUCAACCCACUCAAUGGCAGUGUCUGUGAAAGGCCUGCGAACCACAGCGCGAAGCAGUGCCGGACGCCGUGUGCCCUGCGGACGGCGUGUGGAGAGUGUACCAGCGGCAGCUCUGAGUGCAUGUGGUGCAGCAACAUGAAGCAGUGCGUGGACUCCAAUGCCUAUGUGGCUUCCUUCCCUUUUGGCCAGUGUAUGGAGUGGUACACCAUGAGCAGCUGCCCCCCUGAAAAUUGUUCAGGCUAUUGUACCUGCAGUCAUUGCUUGGAGCAGCCAGGCUGCGGCUGGUGCACUGAUCCCAGCAACACGGGCAAAGGCAAAUGUAUAGAGGGCUCCUAUAAAGGACCAGUGAAGAUGCCUUCUCAGGCCCCUGUGGGGAAUUCGUACCCACAGCCCCUUCUCAAUGCCAGCAUGUGCCUGGAGGACAGCAGAUACAACUGGUCUUUCAUUCAUUGUCCAGCAUGCCAGUGCAAUGGCCACAGCAAGUGCAUUAAUCAGAGUAUCUGUGAGAAGUGUGAGAACCUGACCACAGGCAAGCACUGCGAGACCUGCAUAUCUGGCUUCUAUGGUGAUCCCACCAACGGGGGGAGAUGUCAGCCAUGCAAGUGCAAUGGGCACGCAUCGCUCUGUAACACCAACACGGGCAAGUGCUUCUGCACCACCAAGGGCGUCAAGGGAGAUGAGUGCCAGCUAUGCGAGGUAGAAAAUCGAUACCAGGGAAACCCUCUCAAAGGAACAUGUUAUUAUACUCUUCUCAUUGACUAUCAGUUCACCUUCAGCCUAUCCCAGGAAGAUGACCGCUAUUACACAGCCAUCAAUUUUGUGGCUACGCCUGAUGAACAAAACAGGGAUUUGGACAUGUUCAUCAAUGCCUCCAAAAACUUCAACCUCAACAUCACCUGGGCCGCCAGCUUCUCAGCUGGAACCCAGGCUGGAGAAGAGAUGCCUGUUGUUUCAAAAACCAACAUUAAGGAGUACAAAGAUAGCUUCUCUAAUGAGAAGUUUGAUUUUCGCAACCACCCAAAUAUCACUUUCUUCGUUUAUGUCAGUAAUUUUACCUGGCCCAUCAAAAUUCAGAUCGCCUUCUCCCAGCACAGCAAUUUUAUGGACCUGGUACAGUUCUUCGUGACUUUCUUCAGUUGUUUCCUCUCUUUGCUCCUGGUGGCUGCUGUGGUUUGGAAGAUCAAACAAAGUUGUUGGGCCUCCAGGCGUAGAGAGCAACUUCUUCGGGAGAUGCAACAGAUGGCCAGUCGUCCCUUUGCCUCCGUAAACGUUGCCUUGGAAACAGAUGAAGAGCCUCCUGAUCUUAUUGGGGGAAGUAUAAAGACUGUUCCCAAACCCAUUGCCCUGGAGCCGUGUUUCGGCAACAAAGCUGCUGUCCUCUCUGUGUUUGUGAGGCUCCCUCGAGGGCUCGGUGGAAUCCCUCCUCCUGGGCAGUCAGGUCUCGCGGUAGCCAGCGCCCUGGUGGACAUUUCUCAGCAGAUGCCAAUAGUGUACAAAGAGAAGUCAGGAGCCGUGAGAAACCGGAAGCAGCAGCCCCCCGCGCAGCCUGGGACCUGCAUCUGAGGCCGGGCCGGGGACUCUCCGUGAGCGAGCCGGGGGUGGGGAGGGUGGGGUGUGGCCGGCGCGCGGGCGCCCUCUGCAGGGAGGGGGCAGGCGGGGAGAUGCUGCGUGGAGCGGGCUGAAGACUGGAAACCCUCGAAACAUCGACUCCUCUGCAUGUUCACGAGCUUUCUUUGCCGGUUUCUCCCAUGUGUGCUCCAGCAUCUAACCUUUUACUUUUGCAUAGGAAAUAAUUGAUUUAAUGGCAGAUCCAGGGGUGACCCAGUUGUUGCUGGAGGAGGCCGGGGCAGAGCCAGUGAGAGAGCUGGGAGCAACACUCAGGUUCACUUGUGGAAAACUGUUCUUGGGGCUGUCUCAACUUGCAAAAAACCGAAGAUGUAGUGUUUACAAGUAGACAUCCACCACCAGUCGUUCUUGAACAUGGUCUUUUAAAAACUAGUCAGAUGAAUGAAUUUGUCCUCAUCUGAAGCCUGCUAUCUUUUUUAAAAGAUGUGCUACUUAUUCUUGCAUGACGUAGGCAAACCUCUCUCUUGCAGGGAGUAGCUUUUUUCUAGUUGAGAAUAAACAAUGGUCCAUCUCUUUUGAAUCAUAUCAAACUAAGGUAGAAGGGGGCUAUUUUAAAUGUCAAGGUCAGCAGUGUUACUUAGAAUGUAAACUGAUGUAAUAGGUAGUUUUCUAUAGCAACUUGAUUAAUUUAUUCUUAAUCCAUUUGAAAUCCUCUCCCUCUCUCUGUCUCUCCCCCUCUCUCAUGUCUCUCUGUCUCUCUCUCUCACACACAUACACACACACUAAGUGCCUAGACUUGAAAUAGAUCUAGCAAUUGGAAAGUUAGUAAGCCUAAGUUUUUCCAUAAUUGCAUUCCUACAUUCUUAAAAAAUUUAAAUAGCUACCAUUGGCAAUCUGCUCUUUUUCUAAAAUCUAAUUUGCAGCCAGGAAAGAAUUUUCUCAUCCCAGGGAACGUUUAACCUAGCAGCAGGGACUGAGAGGAAAGCAGAAAUGACCAAGCUGUGAAAGCUCCUGUUUAUGUUGUUGUCAAAAGACAGAAGCACUAAAUAAGGUGUGGUCCUUGUGUGCUCCCUGCCCGCUGCCCCCCACUCUAGGCCUGACAUUGGCUCCAGCCCUUCUGGCCACUCCUGCCAGGACACCACAGAGGCAGGGACUCGUCCAUGUUACAUGUCUCCCUUGGGCAGAAAAGAGCAUGCCAGCCCUUAGGAUCCCUGCAUCAAAGAGCAACAGUGUGCCCUACAGCCUGCCUUGAGCCGGUGGGUCAUCCUCAGGCUGCAGGUGGAAUCGCACGCCCAAAGCCUGGAGAAGGACCUAGAACUGUUUGCCUGCUCUCCUCCAGGAGAGGCUCAGCUCGGCCCUCCCAUCCUCCUUCUCAGCCC